This is a messenger RNA of Papaver somniferum (opium poppy), 1351 nucleotides long. RefSeq names its product pentatricopeptide repeat-containing protein At5g16640, mitochondrial-like. The record is from RefSeq and is a predicted model, not a curated record. Lineage: Eukaryota; Viridiplantae; Streptophyta; Magnoliopsida; Ranunculales; Papaveraceae. Gene Ontology annotation, molecular function: protein binding. The transcript has 2 exons. The coding region runs from base 31 to 1263 and encodes 410 amino acids.
GUUUAUGAUUUUCUGUUUACUGUAUUUCUGAUGUUAUUUAUCAUCAACAGACUAUUCUCCAAGUAUCACCAUCCCCCACUUAUAAAAUCAUCAACAUUUCUCAGAAAUUAUUGUUAUUCUGGUUCAGCAGCAGCAGCAAUAUCCACAACAACAGCAGCAGCAACCCAUUACAAUUCUAUGGAGAUUGAAAAUCUUGAUGAUACAAUAAAAUACUUCAACAAAAUGAUCUCAAUGAACCCAUUACCAUCAACGUAUAGUUUUAAUCAGCUAUUAAUCUCAAAUUCAAACAUUGGUUGUUAUACAGCUGUUAUACUUGUAUAUAAAAUGAUGAAUUUAGUUGGCAUAGAACCAAAUAUCUAUACAUUCAACAUUCUAAUCAAUUGUUGUUGUAAACUGAGUCAAUUUGAUUACGGGUUUUGUUUGUUUGGUGAAAUUAUUAAAAGGGGGUAUGAGUCUAAUGUGAUUACUUAUGCCACAUUGAUUAAAGGUUUAUGUGAGCAAGGACUGAUAGGUGAUGCUUUAAAAGUGUUUGAGAAAAUGACUGAGAAAGGGGUUCGCCCGAAUGUUGUUGUAUAUAAUACUCUUAUAUGUGGGCUUUGUAGGAUUGGGGAAGUGGGGCGUGCUCUUGAGUUGCAGCGGAAUAUGGUGAAAUGGAAUGUUAGUCCUAAUCCGAUCACUUAUAAUACUUUGAUUCAUGGGUUCCACAAUGUUGGUAAAUUAGAAGAAGUAAUUGGGAUGUUUGAUGAUAUGUCUAGCCGAGGAAUUGCUGCUAAUAUUGUUACUUAUAAUUUUCUAAUUCAUGGGUUAUGUCAGUGUGGUCGGCGGAUGGAAGCAAUACAAUACUUCGAUCGAUUAGUGGAACUAGGGAUGUCACCUGACGUAGUAACGUUCAAUGUGUUGUUAGAUUCUUUUUGUAAAGAAGGGAGAAUGAGAGAUGCUCGUCGGGUCUUUCAAUGUAUGAUUAAGUUAGGCAAGGAACCUAAUGUGGUUACUUAUACUUCGAUGAUUAAUGGGUAUUGCAAGAAUUGCAAAUUGGAUGAAGCUAUGCAACUCUUUUACACUGUGCAACAAAAGGGUUUCAAACCCAACAAAGUUACAUAUGGUGCACUACUGGAUGGGCUUUUCAAGAACCAACAAGUGGGCAAAGCAAUUCAACUAUUUCGUUCGCUGGAGGAUAAUGGCUUCGAAGCUGAAAUUCUUAUGUACAAUAUACUCAUUGAUGGGUUGUGCAAGGCUGGGAAACUGGAAUGGUAUGUCCUUUGAGGCUGAGAAAAUUUUUGUCGAAAUGGAAGAGAAUGGCUGCUUACCUAAUGCUAUCACGUAUAACACCAUAAUUUUAGGAUUUUUUCGC